UACUAAUGUCAAUGUCAGUUUACGGAAAUACUUUAUUUUGAUAAUAUGGCUGAUGCAGCUUUAGCACGUCGUGAAGCUCGUAGAAGAAAAAUAUUGGAAAAUUCUCAUAAUAGACUCCAACAGAUAUCAGGGAAACCUAGCGAUGAUGCUUGCUUAGAAUCUCCAACAAAUUCGGAUAUACCAAUCUAUCGAGAUUUAGUUCCUUCGGAAUCCAAUAGUAAGCAAUCUAUUAGCAAUGGAACAAACACUACAUAUUCCGGAUGUUUCCUAUCUGAACCCGAAGAUUAUACAGGAGAUCAACAAGAAAUAAGUGAAUUGACAUGUUUGUUAACAUCUACGGCCGAACCUUCACAUAAAAAACAAUUUUUGGAAAAAGCUAUUACUAACAAGUAUGACAUUGUAUUAAUAUCUAUGUUUACCCAACUGUUGUAUGGUUUAUCCUUGGUAUCAUUUGAAAAUAUUUAUUUUUUCAUACCAAUACUAGUGUAUGUUAGUACUAAAAUGUAUAUUUAUCCUGUACAAAAGCAAUCCAACAUUGCCAAUGUGUUAAUGCUUCUGAGAGGUGUUUCAUCAGGUAUAAUUCGUCAAGCACUAACAGUAGGUCAAGUUACUAGAGAUAUUAUUGAGGAUUUAUGCAUUUUUCUUUUCACUACAAUAUGCAUUCAAUCAUUGUUUUGUUUUAUGCAGAACAGCUUUGUGACAUAGGCAGUUUAAAUUGCUAUAAAUAAUAUCUGGGUAAUGUUCUUAUCUUGAAAGGGUGAAGGUUCUGAAUUCUGAUGUAUGAUUUAUGCUUGUGCCUUUUAAUGUAAGUGAUAUAAAAUUACAUGUGCAUUUCGGUCACAUAUUGCCAUCAUAGUUUAAAUUUUGAUAAUUUUGUAUAUACAGAUAAAUAGAGAUAAUUUUAGUGCUAUAUUAGCUAAUGAUGCAAUGUACAAUCUUAUAAGCAUUAUUUUAAUGCUAUCCUCCCUCUUCCUUUUUUAGUACUAUUUGAAUAGAAUUUUAAUUGUUUUGAAAAUUUGUAACAAGAAACUAAAACAACUAACCUUUCCAUCUACUGCAUUUAUUGAAGAAUAACUAUAUAUUCUAAGGUUUGUUCCUUUGCAUUAUAAGAUAUAUGUUAUUCUGACAUUAGCAUUUUUUUAUUGUUUGGUUUGUUCCCUUGCAUUAUUUGUUCACUCUGCCACAUCGGACCAGGCAAUUCACACGUGUUGAAUCCAUGGAAUUGAACAAUGACACUGAGACUUGGAAUAGUAAACAAAUUGCACACCAGUAUUGGCAAGUGCUCCGACAGCUUAUGAAAGAGCACAAUCUCAAAAAAAUAUAUAUUUCUCAAUAUCAAUUCCAGUUAUUGAAAUGUGAGAGUGAGCACAAAUGAUAUUGCUAUGCUGAACAAUAGGGUACCAAGACUUCAUACUAUCUGUGGCUGUUUGUGUAAAUUUCAAUACAUAUUGAAAAAAAAAAAGAGGAAUUUAGUUGUAUUGAAUAUUAUUUUACAUGUAAUGUUUUAUUGGUGGAGUACUUUAUCUUUUUAAUAUGUAUUUAUUAAAAAAAAGCAUUUUUAUCAGAAUUCUUCAUCCCAUUUGUUAAUAUCCAUUGAAUUUUACUUACAUUAUAGAUGAUUUAUACAUUAUCAAUAAACCAAUGACAAAUGUUUAUAACCAUUGGCCAUGUAAGGAGUAAAACAACAAUAUUUAAUGAUAUUUAUUUAUUAAUGUUCACAAAAAGUUGUAAAACACUAGAUAUAUAUUUUUAUGUUAAUAGGUAUUUUCAGACCAAAGAAAAUGUCAGAACUUCUUAUAUACAUUUUUGUCACCAUUAAUAAUUUUAAAUGAAUGAAAUAACUAUGUAACAUAAAUAAAUUUAAUUUCUUAUAAGAAUAUAUAAAAUUUUGUAAUUAACUUUGGAAUAAAAAAGGGAUUCCAUGUUGAAUUCA
This is a messenger RNA of Leptidea sinapis, 1933 nucleotides long. RefSeq lists its product as uncharacterized. The transcript is spliced from 2 exons. The record is from RefSeq and is a predicted model, not a curated record. Gene Ontology annotation, biological process: tail-anchored membrane protein insertion into ER membrane. NCBI's taxonomy places the organism in Eukaryota, Metazoa, Arthropoda, Insecta, Lepidoptera, Pieridae. Gene Ontology annotation, cellular component: GET complex. The coding region runs from base 46 to 705 and encodes 219 amino acids.